Messenger RNA from Notodromas monacha, 470 nucleotides. The record is from the annotation of a GenBank genome assembly. Lineage: Eukaryota; Metazoa; Arthropoda; Ostracoda; Podocopida; Cyprididae.
ACUAUCAGAAAACUUCGAAGCGUCUACGAGCACGUAGAUGACAUCGACUUGUUUAUUGGUGGUGUUUCCGAGGAAUCUGUCCCUGAUGCUGUGCUGGGUCCUACGUUCCUUUGCAUAAUUGGUGACCAAUUUACCAGACUGAAACGAGGCGACAGAUUCUUCUACGAAUUUGGAGGACACGCAGCGUCUUUCACUGAAGAUCAACUAGAAGAAAUUCGACAGACAAGUUUCGCGAGAAUCUUGUGCGACAACACGGAAGUUGGAGAAAUGCAGCCCCUGGCGUUCGUGCGGCCAUCUUUCGCGAACAACAAAUUUCCUUGCAAUUCCCUGAAUAUUCCACACGUUAAUCUAGAAGCAUGGAUAUCGAGACGAUUUUGAGAAUCAUCAUCGUACUCAAGCCAGAUGUGUUUUUCUUUCUCGAAUGCACAUAAUACUGCAGCAUAGCUGACGAUUCGAAGCUUUUCCUGGUC